Molecule: messenger RNA, 824 nt
Organism: Camellia sinensis
Lineage: Eukaryota; Viridiplantae; Streptophyta; Magnoliopsida; Ericales; Theaceae
Source: RefSeq, a predicted model, not a curated record
GGAUUCAUAUGUAAAAAUCUAAAGAAUAUAUGCUUACUUAUGGAUGAUCUACAUGUUGUUGGUGCAUGUCUGUCUUUCAAAGAACAAACGUACCUAUCCUAUUUUCCAUUAAUGUAAUCAUGCUUCAGGGAGCAGCAAACAGAAAGGUAGCUGCCACUAAUAUGAAUCUAGCAAGCAGCCAUUCUCAUAGUGUGUUUACAUGCAUCAUUGAAAGUAAGUGGGAAUCCCAAGGGGUAACUCGUCACCUGUUCACUCGACUUAAUCUUGUAGAUUUAGCAGGUUCUGAAAGGCAGAAGAGUUCUAGUGCUAAAGGUGAACGUUUGAAGGAAGCUACUAAUAUCAAGUCUCUUUCAACAUUAGGGUAUGAGUUGCUAUCUUAUUUUAUUGGGUGAGAUUAUUUUAUCCAUGGUUAUGAUCCAAUAUAUACUCUUUCUACUGAUGUUAUUUCAAGCUUGGUUGCUCUAAGAAGGAAAACUUUUGAAGACGAAAUCCAAGAUACUAGGAAUUUUCUAAUAUAAAGAUAUGGGCAGCACAAGCCGGGUGUUGAUGCAAUUGAAUCAAUCCAUGAUGGUACACUCGCAGGAAGAUAUUUGGGUAAAUUUUUUACCGUUCAGAACUUAAAGAUAGUUUUUUUUUUUUUUUUUUUUUUGGGGGGGGGGGGGGAUGAUUUAGAGCUUUUUGGACGGUUUUGAAGUUAGAGGACAGUUUUUGAUAUUUAGAAACAUAGUUUUUGGAUGGUUUGUAAUGUACAAACAAUUUUUGGAUGUUCGAAACUUAUAAAUAGUUUUUUUUAUGCUUGAAAUAAUAUUUUGGUGGUUGAUUGA